Messenger RNA from Sphenostylis stenocarpa, 2598 nucleotides. The record is from the annotation of a GenBank genome assembly. NCBI's taxonomy places the organism in Eukaryota, Viridiplantae, Streptophyta, Magnoliopsida, Fabales, Fabaceae.
AUGGCAUCAGUGCAUGCUAAUGUGACAUCACUUGUUUGCAAGAAUGGCAACCAUGCUUCUCAAUCGAAAUUCCCAAGUUCUACGUUCUUGCCCGGGUUUGAUGUUGUUGGACGUGUUUCAAAUGCAUGGAAGAAGGAACUUGUUCCAUCUUCCAUGGCCUUGGUACCUAGAGCCACAUUAACAUUUGAUCCUCCAACUACCAAUUCAGACAAAGCCAAACAAAAGCACACUGUUGACCCUGCUUCUCCUGAUUUUCUUCCGCUUCCUUCUUUUGAACAGUGCUUUCCAAAAAGCACUAAAGAACACAGGGAAGUCGUUCAUGAAGAAACUGGUCAUGUGCUCAAAGUUCCCUUUCGCAGAAUUCACCUGUCUGGGGAUGAAGGACACUUUGAUACCUACGACACUAGUGGUCCCCAAAAUAUAAGCCCUAGGAUAGGACUCCCAAAAUUGCGCAGAGAGUGGGUUGAUAGGAGGCAGAAAAUAGGUCCACCAAGAUUCACUCAGAUGUACUAUGCUAAGCAGGGAAUCAUCACUGAGGAGAUGCUUUAUUGUGCUGCUCGUGAGAAGCUUGACCCAGAGUUUGUGAGGUCAGAAGUUGCUCGAGGACGGGCUAUCAUUCCUUCCAACAAAAAACACUUGGAGUUAGAGCCCAUGAUUGUUGGAAGAAACUUUUUGGUGAAAGUAAAUGCCAACAUUGGAAAUUCUGCAGUUGCAAGCUCUAUAGAAGAGGAAGUUUACAAGGUUCAAUGGGCAACGAUGUGGGGAGCUGAUACAGUCAUGGAUCUCUCAACUGGUCGCCAUAUCCAUGAAACUCGAGAGUGGAUCUUACGCAACUCCUCUGUACCUGUUGGGACUGUACCUAUUUAUCAAGCACUUGAAAAAGUUAACGGAAUUGCUGAAAAUCUUACCUGGGAGGUUUUCAGGGACACCCUGAUUGAACAAGCUGAACAGGGUGUGGAUUACUUCACCAUCCAUGCAGGAGUUCUUCUGAGAUAUAUUCCAUUGACAGCAAAACGCAUGACAGGAAUUGUCUCCAGAGGAGGAUCUAUCCAUGCAAAGUGGUGCUUAGCUUAUCACAAAGAGAAUUUUGCUUAUGAGCAUUGGGAUGACAUACUUGACAUCUGCAAUCAGUAUGAUGUGGCCCUAUCCAUUGGUGAUGGGCUAAGACCUGGAUCCAUCUAUGAUGCAAAUGACACAGCUCAAUUUGCUGAACUCUUGACACAAGGAGAAUUGACCCGUAGAGCAUGGGAAAAGGAUGUGCAGGUGAUGAAUGAAGGACCUGGACAUAUCCCAAUGCACAAGAUUCCUGAAAACAUGCAGAAGCAGUUAGAAUGGUGUAAUGAAGCACCUUUUUACACUCUUGGUCCUUUAACAACCGACAUUGCCCCUGGCUAUGACCACAUUACCUCUGCAAUCGGUGCUGCAAAUAUUGGGGCACUUGGUACAGCUCUUCUCUGUUAUGUGACCCCAAAAGAACACCUUGGGUUGCCAAACCGGGAUGAUGUUAAGGCUGGAGUUAUAGCUUACAAGAUAGCAGCUCAUGCAGCUGAUUUAGCCAAAGGUCAUCCACAUGCUCAAGCUUGGGAUGAUGCAUUAAGUAAGGCAAGAUUUGAAUUUCGGUGGAUGGACCAGUUUGCUUUGUCAUUGGAUCCAAUGACGGCCAUGUCCUUCCAUGAUGAAACCUUGCCAUCAGAUGGUGCGAAAGUGGCUCAUUUCUGCUCAAUGUGUGGCCCUAAAUUCUGCUCUAUGAAGAUAACAGAAGACGUGAGAAAGUAUGCUGAGAAAUAUGGCUAUGGAACUGCUGAGGAAGCUUUGCAGCGUGGGAUGGAUGCUAUGAGUGCUGAAUUCCAAGCUGCCAAGAAAACUAUCAGUGGGGAGCAACAUGGUGAAGCUGGUGGAGAGAUUUACUUGCCAGAAGAUUACGUAAACUCCAAGGAGAGAUCUACAACAUCUUCAUCACACCUGUGUCCUGGGCUGGUGCUGUUGCGUAGUGAGCUACAAGCUCAUUGGCACCAUGACUACAUAAAUGGAGUAAAUAAUUUGGAAGAACUUGGAGCUAGCUUCCCAACUGGCAUAUCAGGGUGGGAAUGGAUUUUCAAGUACUCUGGCUUUCAAGCUAGGAUGCUACCAGAUCAGGCUGAGACAGUCCCUUUGAACCUGAUCAGGGUGAUGCCUGCGCAGGGAGCGUGCAUUUUUCUCUUUUUGGUGCUUCUGCAGGAAGUGCUUACAACGCAGUUUGGACUAGCUAAUACUGGGAAGCAGCAGAUACAACAUGUUGGCCAUGCCAUUUGGUCAUGGUUAGAACUUUGUCAAAAUGAUUAUGAAACCACUGGUAAUCUUUUCCUUAUUUGUCUAUUGCCUCAACAUUUGGAGCUGGAUCCAAGGUUGCUUUGGCAACCGCCACCUUUGUUGUUUGGGCCAUUGGCAUUGCAUAAAUAUGAGGCGUUUCAACAACUCCGCUCCCUUAGUGCAGAAGUUCUCCUUGAUCAUUGGGAGAUCAAUAUCAUUGGAAAUGCCAUCUACUUCUCCAUGACUUCUUCCAUUGUUGAAUUUGCAAUUAGGAAGCAACUUAAACUCAGACAUCCUUUGCAUGGUUGA